Molecule: messenger RNA, 891 nt
Organism: Lactuca saligna
Lineage: Eukaryota; Viridiplantae; Streptophyta; Magnoliopsida; Asterales; Asteraceae
Source: the annotation of a GenBank genome assembly
AUGUUUCGGGUUGUUCCUACUGCAAGCAAGAUUCUUGAAGCUUACAGGAAACUUUCAGUGUUAGGAUUUUGCCCUUUAAUUGAUAAGAUGCGAGCAGUAUUGGAAGAGGCUGAUAAGCCUAAUAAAGGAGAAAAGAAGAAAGCGGCGAAAGAAGGUAUUUUAACAACAAUUUCUGACACUCAGUCAGACGUUCCAAUUGAAGUACAUGAGCUUGUCCAAACCGAAGACAUUGCUGCAACUUCAAAUCCUGAGUUUUCACAUCCUAUUUCUAUAAACCAAGAGGUAACCUUUCAGAUUCCUGUCUCAGAUCCUAUUACUGAUGAAUUCUUUGAUAAUAUCUUGAUUCCCUCUCCUACUACUACUAUUUCAACACCAACUUCCAUUGCCCCAUGCCACCUGUCUCCUUUAGACACUGGUAAUUCCACACCACCCAUUUCCCCUCUUCGCCAAAAUGGCCAAGAUAUGAUUUUCGGUGAUGAUGAUGACUUCGCAAGAUUCACCUACAGUCCAUUCAAAAUCAGGAGUCAAAGUGAUGACGAAUCUCCCAUCACGAGAGGCCAACUCAAGGCGAUAAACGAAACACUAGACUCGCUGCUUCACGCUACAAAUACAUCUUCCACCAAUGAUUAUUCACAAGCAACAAUCAAAUCCAUUCUUGACACGCUUACAAAUGAGCACUCCUCCAACCUUGAAAAUAUGAACAAGGCGGUAGAUGCUUCUGCUAUACUCUACAACAACAUGACCGAAAAACUCAAUAAACUAAUUAAUCAUGCACAAGUAUUUAUGGAGAAGUUCGAAAGCUCCAUUGAGUCCAACACUACGAAGGCUAAUGAAGCCAUUUCUAUCCUGGGCUUAACACUUAAAACUGAGAAGGUGAAACUAUUGGAUUAG